Messenger RNA from Cannabis sativa, 1401 nucleotides. RefSeq lists its product as uncharacterized. Bases 103 to 1218 code for a protein of 371 amino acids. The record is from RefSeq and is a predicted model, not a curated record. Lineage: Eukaryota; Viridiplantae; Streptophyta; Magnoliopsida; Rosales; Cannabaceae. The transcript has 11 exons.
CAUUGGGCCUAGUUAAAAGGCCCAUAACCAAAUUUUGCGAAGCCUAAACUGAGUGAUGCUCUGCUGAGCUGAACGGAGGAGAAAUCAGAGGUGGUACUGAAAAUGGAGUGCGCGUGGAAGGGACGCGCGAAUCGAUGCUUGGGUCCAGCCAGAAGACGAUGCGGUGUCUGCGGAGCCGUUGCUUAUUGCUCUGCCUCUCACCAAAUUUCGCAUUGGAGCGAGCACAAAGAAGAAUGUGAAAGAUUAAAACAGCAUAUGAAGCACAUCGAUUCGUUGAAUGAAUUUCCUUUCACUUUUUCAAGUCAUGCUACAAUUGAGGUGUGCGAAAAGCGGGAAACAAGGUGUUCAUUAUUGAGAAAAUGGGGCAUUCAUCAAAAGGGAAUGUGGUUGUAUGAAUGCCAAUGUGGGAAAUCUGUUACAUCUUUUAACUGCAACAGUUUGAUGGAUUAUAGUUGGGAUCUUCCAGAUACCAUGUGCCCAUGUAACGAGACUGUUUCUUCUCCACCAACAAAACAUUUUAGUGAUUGGAAAGAGUACUAUGAAUGGAGGUGCAUCCCAUUAGAUUCACCUGUUGCUUUGCUUCUUCAUUGGCCUCUUACAAUCUACCACGCAAUCCAAACCGUUAUGGGAAACCAAAUUUCAGACACCAAUCAAAAGUUACAGAUACACUAUCUUGGUCCAGAGAAAGAACUUCUACAACUUGAUGUCUUUGCAGAGUUGCAUCCACUUUUUCCUGGUUUGGAUGUACACAUAGAGUUUAUUGGACCUGAAGUUCCACAAUGUAGGGAUGGUAAGAGUUUCACUCUUCGGAAAUAUCCACGUUGCAUUAGCGCAGACUGCAUUUGCAAAUCAACUGAGGAUGUUAGCUGGGGUGAACAGACAGUAUCUAUAAAACUUCGAAGAGGGUUUUAUCACGAUUGCUACAAAGAUAUAGUAAAGGAUUCAUUUCCUCAUUUGAUCAUUGCUCCAAAUGCUGGGAUUGCUGCAUAUUCAAGUUGGUUACCAACAAUUGAGCUAAUAAAGGAGAUAAAUGUCCCAGCAGUUUUUUCCGACUACUGCGAAGAAGCCUGCAAUCUCGGAGCUAAAUACAUAACCAACACAACCGGGAGACCCCUCUCGUUUCCGAUUCAUUUAAAUCCAUUCCGGCAGCCAAUGGUGGUUGAGGAUAGCGCUUUGUUUCUUCCUUGUUAUUCCAAUUGCUUCCUCUUUGGAAUGUGAUCGACUAAUCGUGUUGCCUAUUAUUGUCUCCAUCGUCUAUGUUUGAUAUUUACUGAAAUUAUAACUCAAAUUUUCCAUACAAUGAUGUAUAUUACAGUGAUAGUAUCACUUUUAUUGUAUUAAUUUCUAUAAAAUUUUAAAUAAUUUUUGGUAAUGAAGAUAAAAUUGAAGUACUUAAGAACA